GAAAUGUGUUACGUGUGUGUGUUUAUAAAAAGAUUUUACGGUGAUGAGAUUGCGUUUUUCUGGGUGUUGAGAAAAAACAAGAGAUUUAGGCAAUGGAUAUCAAUUGCAACGAAAAUCAGUUGAAUGAGAAACGCCAACUAGUAAUAAGAUUCAUAUCAUUUGGGAUCCCUUAAAAUUUAUUUUAUAUUUGUUUUUUAUAUUCCUUUUAUGUUCAGGUGAUGAAUGGUGCAUUGUAUGGGCUUGAAUUGUAUGAUAAUGAUGGGUGUUAAAAAGGCAUGCAAAUCGUUUUUCUCCAAACAUCAUUUUGGCAAGAAAUCACACCACAAACAACUGCAGGUUGACGGAAAUUCCAAAGGAGACGGUGGUGAUGAAACGGAAGAUACUAUUUCCCCUAAAGUCAGCAUUCCAAAACUUGCAAGAAAUGCAAGUACCGGUUUCCUGCCAUCCUCGCUCCCAAAAACAAAAAGCCAGAGAAGGAGCAAAACUCCUUGUCGGGUAAGGCCUGUGAAUAGCUUGCUUAGAAGCUUUAGCCGGAAGAGUAUGGAUUCAGACUCAUUCCAUACCGCUCCUCAUCUUUCUAGAAGAAACAGUUCAACCAUCAUAUAUUCCAAUGCUAAUGGACUUCGAAAACCACCUGAUGUGGUGAAACGACUUGAGUGCACACUUGAAGAGUUGUGCUUUGGUUGCAUCAAAAAUUGCAAUAUCAAACGUGAUGUACUUACAAACGACGGACAGAUUAUACAAGAGGAUCAAGUGCUAACGAUAAAAGUGAAGCCAGGAUGGAAGAAAGGAACAAAAGUCACCUUUGAGGGUAUGGGAAACGAGACACCAGGAAAAUUUGCUGCAGAUAUUACCUUUGUGGUUGACGAGAAACGACAUUCUAUUUUUAAAAGAAAUGGGGAUGAUUUAGAAGUUACAAUUGAAGUUCCUUUAGUAGACGCAUUGACUGGUUGCACAAUUACCAUACCUCUUUUAGGUGGGCAGGAAUCAUGUUUAACUAUUGAAGAGAUAAUCACCCCUGGCUACAGAAAAACCAUUGAAAAACAAGGCAUGGCUUUGCCAAAAGAAGGAGCAAGAGGAAACUUAAACAUCAAAUUCUUGGUUCAGUUUCCACAGCACCUUACAGAAGAACAAAGAUUAGAAUGUUUUAAUAUCUUACAAGAUUCAUGCUAACUGAUUACUGAUGGGUUUUGGUAGAGCUGGCAGUUUUACCAGUCCAUGCACAUGGGCUUUGUUAAUCUUAAACUAGUCA
Erigeron canadensis is the source of this 1252-nucleotide messenger RNA. RefSeq names its product dnaJ homolog subfamily B member 4-like. The record is from RefSeq and is a predicted model, not a curated record. Gene Ontology annotation, cellular component: cytosol. Gene Ontology annotation, molecular function: protein-folding chaperone binding. Lineage: Eukaryota; Viridiplantae; Streptophyta; Magnoliopsida; Asterales; Asteraceae. The coding region runs from base 223 to 1173 and encodes 316 amino acids. The transcript has 3 exons.